AAAGAAAAAAAAGUUCAAAGCAAUUUGGCGUUCAAUACAAAGAUUUUUUUUAACCUUUUUAAAAAGUAACAGGUGUCGAACACGUAAUUCAGAGAAAAAGACAAGGUUUGAGUAAUAGCUCAACAUAAUCUAAGCAACAAUUUAAAAACAGCAUUGAGAAUAGAAAAGUAUGCGGACUUAAUCAAAAGUUCGCUAAAGAUUAUUGUAGACAACGCAAAUCCCUAAACCGUGUUUCCGAGUUCAUUACUAUUACUUAUAAACAAUGGCUUCAACUGCCAACGAUGUGUACAACUAUUGGUUUAGUGAAUCAAUAUCUGAAAAAGAAAGACUUGGAAUUUGGUUUGGUGGCAGUGCUUCGGUAGAUCAAUAUAUUAAGGAGCAAUUUGGAACUCUUAUUGAAAAAGCGAGAAAUGGAGAGUUGUCCAAAUGGGAAGAUUUAUCAUUAGGUUCAAAACAUGCAGUGGCAUUUAUUAUUCUUAUUGAUCAAUUUUGCAGAAACAUUUAUCGGGAAACUCCUGACAUGUUUAGUCAUGGUCAUAUGUCUCUUGCUGUUGCAUUAAAGUUGAUUGAUGCAGGGAUUCAUAAAGAAUUAAACUUUGAAGAAAGAAUGUUUGUUUAUUUACCUUUGAUGCAUGAUGAAUGUCAAGAAACACAGAAAAGAUGUGUACAACUACAUUCUGAACUUUAUAACGAAGCUAUUGGAACACCUUUUGAAAAUCUUGCAAAAAGUUGUUUUAAUUAUGCACAAUUGCAUCAGGAGGUUAUUGCGAAGUUUAAUCGAUUUCCUAAGCGAAAUCAAGUACUAGGUCGGAAUAAUACACCAGAAGAAGACGAAGCACUCCGUAACUGGACCUACGGUUUUUAACUGUAUUUCUAUGCCACAUAUGUUGGGAAUUAUUAUGUCAACGGAUGUAUUAAUAUGUAUUUAAUAUAUUGUUAUCAUUGUUA
Messenger RNA from Hydra vulgaris (swiftwater hydra), 948 nucleotides. RefSeq lists its product as uncharacterized. The record is from RefSeq and is a predicted model, not a curated record. Gene Ontology annotation, molecular function: protein binding. Lineage: Eukaryota; Metazoa; Cnidaria; Hydrozoa; Anthoathecata; Hydridae.